GCAGAAUGUUUGGCGAGUGAAUUAGACCAUUAUGACUGAGCCUCCACACUCCAUACACAUGCUGUCAAGCUGGAAAGCACAAAUCUGCAUCAGUCGUUGCGCCAGGUGCUGGAAAUUAGUCAACCGAGAGGACUCCUAACCUCUUAACCGCGUAAGACCAAGUUCAAAAGUGGUCACUCUGCUUAACAAGUCCAGCCCCCCAGACAGCUGCGUGAAGAUUUACAAACUGAUAACCUAUAGACGUGACUGCGUGCGAGCCCACCUCCAUGUCCACUGCCAUGGUGAUGGACCCCUCCGCGGGUGACGCCAGCUACCUGCAGUCCUGCGGGACGGGGGACAGCGCCGCCUCCCUCGAGGACGUCACCGCGGAGUCCGCAGCCAACGAGUCGUCAGAGGAGGAGUCGACCUGCGAGAAAGAGGAAGAAACCAAUCACCAACAAAGCACACAGUCACAAGCCAUCGCCCCGCGUCCCAACUCCCUGGCCGUGGCGUCGUCGGAGGGCACGGGCUUGUGGACCACGCGCGGCGACGGCGAGGUGAAGCUGAGGAUGUCCGAGUCGGGACCGGGGGCCGAGGUGCCGCUGACCGUGGACCAGAUGAUCUGCGGCACGGUGGAGCGCUUCGGGGGAUACACCGCCCUCGGCUGGAAGGAGGGGGAGCAGUGGAAGAGCAUGAACUACCGGGAGUACUACCAGAGCUGCCGCAACGCUGCUAAGAGCUUCCUGAAGCUUGGCCUGGAGCGCUACCAUGGGGUUGGCAUCCUCGGCUUCAACUCAGCUGAGUGGUUCAUCGCUGACAUCGGAGCCAUCCUGGCAGGGGGGUUUGCCGUGGGCAUCUACACUACCAACUCCCCAGAAGCGUGCCAGUACGUGGCGGAGAACUGCCAGGCCAACAUCCUGGUGGUGGAGAACCACAAACAGCUGCAGAAGAUCCUGCAGGUCCAGGAUCAGCUCCCACACCUGAAAGCCAUCAUCCAAUACAAAGACGAACUCAAGGAGAAGAGACCAAAUCUCUACACGUGGGCGGAGUUUCUGGAGCUGGGGAAGGAGGAGCCGGAAGAGCAGCUGGACGCCAUCAUCUCGUCCCAGAAGCCCAACCAGUGCUGCACCCUGAUCUACACGUCGGGCACCACCGGACAGCCCAAGGGAGUCAUGCUGAGCCACGACAACCUGACGUGGACGGCGUUCGCCACGGGCCGUAGGGUGCGUCUGGCCGACGCAGACAAGUCUCCGGAGGUGGUGGUCAGCUACCUGCCCCUCAGCCACAUCGCAGCACAGAUGAUUGACAUCUGGCUCACCAUCAAGGUGGGCGGGGCAACUUACUUUGCCCAACCGGACGCUCUGAAGGGUUCUCUGGCCAACACGCUGCGUGAGAUCCGGCCCACGGCGUUCAUGGGCGUUCCCCGCGUCUGGGAGAAGAUGCAGGAGAAGAUGAAGUCGGUCGGGGCCAAGUCCUCCACCGUCAGGAGGAAGGUGGCGUCCUGGGCCAAAGACGUGGGCCUGCAGACCAACCUCAGCAAGAUGGAGCGUAAUGGUGCCAUGUCCCGGAAGCCCCUCAACUACCGCCUGGCCAAGAAGCUGGUGUUCCGGAAGGUCCGCAAGGCUCUGGGUCUGGACCGCUGCACCAAGUGCUACACGGGGGCGGCGCCCAUCACCAAGGACACGCUGGAGUUCUUCCUCAGUCUAGACGUCCCCGUCUACGAGCUCUACGGCAUGAGUGAGAGCACCGGCCCACACACCAUCUCACUGCCCGAAGCCUUCCGCUUAACCAGCUGUGGGAAGGUGAUCCCUGGCUGUGAGACUAAGAUCGUGAAGCCAGACGCAGAGGGGAACGGAGAGAUCUGCUUCUGGGGCCGACACGUCUUCAUGGGCUACCUGAACAUGGCCGACAAGACGGAGGAGGCGCUGGACGCAGACGGUUGGCUGCACUCGGGAGACCUGGGCAAACACGACCCACAGGACUUCCUGUUCAUCACCGGACGCAUUAAAGAGCUGAUCAUUACGGCCGGCGGUGAGAACAUCCCCCCCGUGCCCUCAGAGGACGCUCUAAAGGAGGCGGUCCCCCUCAUCAGUAACGCCAUGCUCAUCGGAGACAAGAGGAAGUUCCUCUCCAUGCUGCUCACCAUCAAGUCUGAGGUGAACUCCGAUACGGGCGCCCCGGAGGACGAGCUGACCCCCGAGGCGGUGGAGCUGUGCCGUAAGCUGGGCAGCAGCAGCACGCGCGUCUCUGACAUCGCCGGCGGGCGAGACCGGCUGGUGCACGCUGCCAUCCAGGAGGGCAUCACGCGGGUCAACGAGCGCGCCUCCUCCAACGCCCAGCGCAUCCAGAAGUGGACCGUCCUGGAGCACGACUUCUCCAUCACCGGCGGAGAACUGGGUCCCACCAUGAAGCUCAAGAGGCCAGUUGUCAUGAAGAUGUACAAGGAACAGAUUGAGAACUUUUACAAAGAGGUUCCCAGCCCCACCACCCCCGAGACCCCACUGCCUACCAAAUAAAUGUGUACAUGUGCUUGAAUCAGAUCCGCAGACUAGCAUAUCAACGCUGGUAUUGCUUACACACACACACACACACACACACACACACACACACACACACACACACACACUCACUCACUCUAAGUCAUAUACUGAUCUCUCGUGCACUCAAGCAAUCUUGUUCCCUUGUUCAUGUUUUCUGGUGAUUGGGAGUUUUGGGGCUUUGUUUACUUUGGUAAGUGUGAUUUGUUUACUUUGGUAAGUGUGAUUUGUAUGCGAAGGACACGUCAUAAGCCAUUGGUGAAAUAUCCGUAUUCCCAAAAAAAAAGGAAUUGUCUGUCAGGUUAAUUUGAUUUAUUUAUUUAUUGUUAUUAUUGUGAUGAUGAUGAAGUACAAUAAUACGACUGGAUGAAGUCAGCCAUAUCAGUUAGAUCUAUAUUUUUUUGUCAUGAACAUAGGACACACUGCAUGUUCUCCAAAGCUAUAAGGACCUAAUAGAGAUUUUGAGUAUACUGAUAUGUUCAUUUCCAUAUUUGUUUACAUUUAGCCAAGCAUUUUCUUUGAUGUAUACAUAUGACACAUAUUUGGCCAAAUGUUCACAAAUGGAUCAUUUAGAAUUGAUGCCAAAUGCCUUGAAAAGAAGCUUGAACGCUUGAAUCGGUUUCUCUCAGCACCUCUCCUCGACAAAACCCACGAGUACUUUCUCUCUCUCUCUGGGGUGAUGAUGGUGAAAGAGUUUUGUGUUUUGUUCUGUUUUGAGUUCUUUUGUGUUCUGGUUUAGCGGUUCCACUGGCUGCCCUGGGGGAACUCCAGGUGCUGGUUAGGUGCAGGCGUGAGCCCAUUGGUGAAGGAACCAUCUGCCUUGAGCAGAGGUUGUGCACUGAAGCGAUCCUAAAACCAGCUCAUUUAAGCCAUAAAUCACAUUAUCUUAUUGGUUUAUUAUGCAAAAUGAAGCCAGUACUCGGGGGGGGGGGGGUCCGAAAUGCCCUCUAAUGGAUUCUGUGUGAAAAGCCUUGUGUAAGCUUUCUUUUGUAAAUAUUGUAAUUUUCUCGUAUUUUAAAAUAUGUUUUGCAUACCAAUCACUGUUUUCUGUGAUCAUCUUUGAAUCUUGCCUGCCUGACGGAGGAGCUCGGCACUAUGCUGUACCAACACGGUGCCAAUAGUUUCCUCCUCCUCUGACAGUCCUAGCUGAGGCCAUAGCACGGUGCCGUUGAGGAGAUCUCUGAGCGGGAAAUAGUUGAACUAGAAAAAUCCACUUGAAGCACAGGCAGCGAAGGUCUGACGUGUGUUUGACUGCCUGGCAGAAGGCAGCUCUGUGAUGUGUUACAUGUGAAGCACUUUGUCUCAGUAAAUGCAGUUGGGAUUUAGUACCCACAUCAUCUGGACUAGGUAAUGUGGGUGGGAUUUAAGUAGAAAAAAAUCUAGACAUUUGUAAAUAGCCUCAAGAGUUUGGAACUUUUUUUUCUGCCAUUGAUGCAUAAAUAAUUUUCCAUUUCAGGGAUUUAGUCUCCUGACGAUGAUUCAUUAUUUAUUUCCCUAGAGCAGACAUAGUACCCUAGAUUGUCCAAAGAGCGUCUUCAGGUGAAUGACUAGACAGACCGCUAUAAGGAGGGCUUUGCAGAGGAGGUGCCUAGAGUAGAAGUGUAUAUAGUCCGUCGUCCGUCCCCCUUCCCCCGCCAUGACAUGACAUAGAUGAAGAUGGUAGCAUGUUAGAGCUCUGAAUGUGGAUAUGAAGGUGAGACAGACCUCAUAUGGUUCAAACACGUUUGGAAUUGAAUCCACAACAAUAAUUUCAUUACAUUCAACUGCUGGCUAUUUUUGCUUUUAGAAAAAACCCACUGAAGGAAUGCCAGACAUUUACCUUCCAUUAACAGUCUCUCAGCACUUCUGUGCUAGUCAUUACGCCAGGCGCUAAAGGUCACCGAGCCUAAAGGUCACCGAGCCUAACAAACGGGUCUUCAACUCCUGCAACGAGAGAAUUCCACCCAGACAAAAGCAGCCUAUGAGAACUGGUGUUCACCUGACCGCAGACAGAUGAGGUCGCUGACACCUGCGGUGGUGUGUGUAUGUGUGUGGUGUAGUGUUUGUGCAUGUCAUUGUUUGUCCCUGGGCCCUUUUAGAUUUGGGCUGAGUCACUCAGCCUGUGUGUGUGUCUAUAUUCGGGCUGGAUGCAUGUGAGUGUGAGCUGAUAAAGAAAUAAAGCUGAAGUAUACUGA
This is a messenger RNA of Clupea harengus (Atlantic herring), 4690 nucleotides long. It is a transcript of the gene acsbg2, whose product is annotated as acyl-CoA synthetase bubblegum family member 2. Gene Ontology annotation, cellular component: membrane; endoplasmic reticulum. Gene Ontology annotation, molecular function: long-chain fatty acid-CoA ligase activity. Lineage: Eukaryota; Metazoa; Chordata; Actinopteri; Clupeiformes; Clupeidae. The record is from RefSeq and is a predicted model, not a curated record.